Exophiala spinifera is the source of this 579-nucleotide messenger RNA. RefSeq lists its product as uncharacterized. The transcript has a single exon. The coding region runs from base 1 to 579 and encodes 192 amino acids. NCBI's taxonomy places the organism in Eukaryota, Fungi, Ascomycota, Eurotiomycetes, Chaetothyriales, Herpotrichiellaceae. The record is from RefSeq and is a predicted model, not a curated record.
AUGUCUGACCGGUACAUGGAUCGACAUUACGACUACCAGGACGACAAACACAUGGAUCGUCAUGAAUUGGAUGAUGAAAGACAUCAGGGUAGCAGUCGGUACAUUCAAGAGGAAGAAGACCCACGCUCCUCUGAGCGUUCCCGCAAAGGCAAAGAGAAGGAACGUGAGAAGCAUGACGAGCCUGCGCGGAAACGUAGAGACAAAUCGCAUCUCUACGACGAUAUGCACAAGGCCUACAACACCAAAGCCCUCAUACAAAAGUACGAAGGAAGUGACUGGUACCCUGACAGGGACGCGGACAUCAUGGACCACGCCAUAGCUCAGACCGAACGAAAAUCACAAUGGACCGACAAUCCUAGCCAGGCGACUCGGGACAGGAGGGAGAGAGCGAGGAAGAAAGUGUCACGGGAGAACCAUGAAAACUUCAAUCAAGUUCUUCCUGGUGAGCGCAUUGAGCCACGAGAUUGGGAAUAUCGACAAGCCUCGUCCAAGCACUACAGUUCUCAGGAUCCUGAUAUGCCACCUCAGGUUACUACAAACAGCAUUGAGAGGAUAAAGAAAAAGUAUCCUAGGAAGUGA